Messenger RNA from Drosophila virilis, 758 nucleotides. RefSeq names its product Ribosomal RNA processing 47 (gene Rrp47). NCBI's taxonomy places the organism in Eukaryota, Metazoa, Arthropoda, Insecta, Diptera, Drosophilidae. Gene Ontology annotation, cellular component: exosome (RNase complex); nucleolus. Gene Ontology annotation, molecular function: RNA binding; DNA binding. Gene Ontology annotation, biological process: maturation of 5.8S rRNA; regulation of gene expression. The record is from RefSeq and is a predicted model, not a curated record.
UUUAUAAAUUUUAGUAAGCAUAUGUGUUGAGUUAAAAAAUAAAACAUCAUGGCAGGGAUAAUAGCUCCAAGCGGUGGAAACCAGCCAUUUAUUGAUUGUAAUGGACAACUAAACGAUGACCAACUACUUGGUAUUUUUGUAAAUUUUUCGGCAAGCCUGGACGUUUUGGAAAAGGAUCUGCACUCUGCUAUUAGAGCACACAAUUUUCGGUCGUUGUCCACUGAAGAGCAAGUGAAAGUUGACACUUUCUUGGUUUAUGUGAACAGUACGUUAUUUUGGAUGUACCUUAAACUACAAGGAUGUGAUUUGUCGAAGCACUAUAUUUUACACGAUUUGCGUCGAGCAAGAGAAAUGCUAGCACGCGAAAAGCAAACGAACAGUUCGAAGGCAGCACCACGCUUAGACAUAGCAGCGAGUAAACGGUUUAUUGCUGCAGGAAUGCACACACGAUUUGUAGAUAUGGAAGGCGUCAUGGUUACUGAAGCUCAAUAUACGCGUAGCCUGACGGAGGCAAGCGGCUCCAAUCUCCAACAAACAAUUUGAAUUUGGAACAUGAAAACCGUUGAAUAAAAAAUAUGUUUAAGUAACAAAUAAGUUAACCCCGUAACUCUUAAAUGGUCUUACAAACUAUGUACAAAUAAAUUGCUGUAUAUACUAUAUACUUACGCAGGAAUAUUUUGCUAGAUUAAUAUAAUUGCGGAUAGGUUGCAAUUGGAUUUAGAAUAACGAACGCGGAAUAAAAUUUCUUAUCUUUGAAA